Drechmeria coniospora is the source of this 2133-nucleotide messenger RNA. RefSeq lists its product as uncharacterized. The transcript has a single exon. The record is from RefSeq and is a predicted model, not a curated record. Lineage: Eukaryota; Fungi; Ascomycota; Sordariomycetes; Hypocreales; Ophiocordycipitaceae. Bases 1 to 2133 code for a protein of 710 amino acids.
AUGGACGAUCCAUGGGGAGACCCGUGGGCCACGGAUGAUGACAGAAAUGCCGACGCCGCGGCGGCGUCAUCGUCGGCAUUGGCGACGGUGAGCCUCGACAUGUCUGCCGAGCCGCGGCGGGCGCACUUUGCCGCCGAGGGUCUCGGCAAGAACAGCAGCAGCCCGCGGAGGACGGCGUCGGUACCGUGGAGCGCACACAGCGAGAGCGAAGAUGCUUGGGGUGGCUGGGCGGCGCUGGAUAGCCCCGGGUGGGGAACGCCGUCCAAUCUCAGGCCGCUGGGAAGAGACGCCCCUAUGACGCCGGAUCCAUGGCGUGCAUUGGAGAGGCUGAAAGUGGUCGAGGUGGUCGCUGCGGAGCGGGGGGGAGAGAAACGAGACGACGAAUCGGUCAUCCGGUCAGCCCUGGACGAGGAUGAGAUGCCGCGCGAUGGCACGGAUGCGGAUGCGGGGGGCGCGAUGACGCCGGCGUUUGACGAGAAUACGCCAGACAUCUGGGCCGCAGCCGACAGGCCAGACGAAACAGAAGGGACGGCGACUCCAGCGGCGGACGAGAUGGAGCCUUCAGAGGACGCCACGGCGAAGGCUACGGCAGCCGUCGGAAGCGUCGAGAGCGAAGGGCGAGAGAAGCCGAGACAAGCGCCAAAGGUCCAAAAGCUGGUGGAAAUGUUUGAUGGAUUGUCCAAGCAAGAUGCCUCGCCGAGAGACUUGCUUGCGGCGGAAAAAAAGGCAACCCGUCGAGCGAGGGCAUAUCGAGAUGCGCUCGGCGAAGAGCCCAGCAGCACCAUCACCGAGGCCCAGCAGGACGACUUGAGGCAUGCCAUUCUGGAGAGCUUGACGGCGGCUCCGGGUGGGGACGAGCAUGGAACCGACGCGUCGAACGCCGCCGAGACGGCCGCGGUGGCGGACGACGAGACGUGCCAUCGGCCGGUCUUCGAGGCGGCAGUGGACGCCGCCAAGCUGGACGAGCUCUUCCCAUCAACGGCCGGCGGAUCGGUGGAGCCGGAAGCGGUGCCGGAUGUCAUCAUCGACGACUCGUUCAAGGCCAUCUCCGAGCGCAAGGCCUGGUACCGCAUCUCUCGGUUCGGCUCGAUUCGGAAACACGACGCCGGCGACGACGACGAUCACUACGUGCGAGUCGGCUGGGGAGGCUCGUCGGUCCGCGAGCAGACGCUCAACAUUGUUCGCCGCUGGCUAGAGGAGGACUCGAACGGUGCCCGCACCGUGCUCGGCCGAAGGCUCAACUCCAGGAGCGCGAGCAUCUUCAACUGGGAUUCGGACGCUCCGCCGGUGGAAAUCGGCGAGCUGCUGAAAAAGGACAAGACUCCGGACGGGCCUGCACCCCAACCGUCGGGGGCGGGGGGGAGGAGCGACAUUGAAUGCCGCCCGAAAAAGGUGACAUUUUCCUGGAGCGAGAGCAUGCCCACGACGGCAGCCUUGUCGGACUGCAUGUCGUCUGCCACGCCCGAACAGGAGCCUGUCUCGCCGACUACCCACAAGCUCGCCGCCGAUGCCAAGGCUGCGGUCGAGAAGCCGUUGCCGUUGCCGUUGCCGCUGCCAGGUCCACCCAGGGCUGCUGCACCUCAAGCAGCGACAUUGAUGAUUUUCGAUGCCCCAACCACGCACGUCAUCCACGGAAGUGCCGAUGCGGGUGAAGACGACGAUGACUGGGGAGAGAUGGUCUCGUCGCCCACGGCACCGGCGACCUCGAUGGUCAGCAUGACGGGUGCUCCUGUGAGUGGCAAGCCAUCUCCGGAUGGCGCUGCGGAUGUCACCGAGCCAGGUCCGGAUCAGCCUCGUCCCGUCGCCGCACACGAUUCGCCUCCACGGCGGGCAACGUCUCAUGAAGGUGACGGCAAGACGCCGAGCAUCGGUUCAGAUCACAGGCAAGACGGCAGCAUGGAUGGGUUCGAAAGGGACAGCACAAAGCCCUUGCCACCGCCGCCACCUGCGUCGCAGGCACCGACCCAAGAUCGGCCGUUGGCGAAUCCGACGGCGAGCGCCGCAACAGCAACGGCCACGGCAGUCGGCCGGGCGCCAAGGCCAGCCGAGGCUCCCGUACCAUCGGCAGGCGACGAGGAGAUUGUGGCAAGCACCUUGCGCGACCUCCCCGAUCUAUCCUACAUGCUGCGAUGA